Molecule: messenger RNA, 1176 nt
Organism: Clonostachys rhizophaga
Lineage: Eukaryota; Fungi; Ascomycota; Sordariomycetes; Hypocreales; Bionectriaceae
Source: the annotation of a GenBank genome assembly
AUGGCUGACGCGCAGGAUAACGAAUAUAGGAAGUUGUCGGGUAUGGCUAUGAGGCUUUGCAUAGAGCUCGGAUACCAUCGAAGCGUUAGCAGGUACAGAAGACACGCGAAUCCCUUGGUCGCUGAGAUCUCCAAGAGAUGCUUCUGGGUGGCUUACGAUAUCGACCGUAUGAUUUCUUUCUAUCUUGGUCGUCCCAUUGGCAUAUCGGAUGAUUGGAUUGAUGUCGAGUUGCCGCUCGAUCUUGACGAUCAAUGUAUUUCCGCGACCAGGAUCUCACAUGAAAUGAAAACGACGCCGACCACGAUGAUUACUGGUGCCUUGCAUAUGAUCAAAUUGCGUAAGAUAUGGACUGUCAUCAGUACAACCGUAUACUCUCCCGUGCAGCAAUCUUCCGACACCACCUUACACCCGAAACGACUUCGUACGGAAAGCAUUUCUCAAGAGAUUGACCAGUGGUACCGCAGCUCCCCAAUAUAUCCACCCUGUCCCUCCCUGAACCCCAUGUCCGUGUACGCGACGAGCGACUGGUUUUGGCUCGCCAACGCUCACACAGUUCUCAUAUUGUACCGAUACUGGUUGGUUCAUGACCCUGCUUCCACAGAUGACCCCUUCAUCGACCGGGCAUUUUGCAUAUGCCAGACCACAUCUCAACAGAUGUGCUUCAAGUAUCGCAAACUCUUCCGAACUCCAAACCUACAGUUUACGUGGAACUUGGUUCAUGUGUUGUUCCUUGCUGGCAUCACCUAUAUAUACUGCAUUUGGAAGUCACCCAAGUUGAGGCGCGAGACUCGGCACAUUGAUGUAGUCAACACCUGCGUCGCCUGUCAUACGGUGCUUGUCAUCGUAGCCGAAAGAUGGCCUCAUGCCGCUGGAAUUCGCAGCAUAUUCGAGUUUCUUUGGGAGAAGACGAUUGAGCUGGUUUACGGUGAGGAGGGUGCUCGGCGGCCACUACAAGCUGGUCAAGAGCGCGAAGAGGGAGAUGUGCAGCCGCACAUGAUGCAAGACUGGUUAAUCGGCCUAGAAGAUACCGCGUUCUCCCAGGACUCCGAUCACCUGCUGCUGGAACUAUUGGGCGAAGUCGGUGAUGGAGCCUGGGAUCCGCACAUGUUUCAAGUCGGCGGAACUACACCAUUUGACGAGGGUGUGAUGGUGCAGAACGGACAGUUUGAACCAUAA